This is a messenger RNA of Desarmillaria tabescens, 1337 nucleotides long. RefSeq lists its product as uncharacterized. The coding region runs from base 84 to 1145 and encodes 353 amino acids. Lineage: Eukaryota; Fungi; Basidiomycota; Agaricomycetes; Agaricales; Physalacriaceae. The transcript is spliced from 5 exons. The record is from RefSeq and is a predicted model, not a curated record.
AUCACCUGAAACCCUAAUUAUUGGCCUCACAGCUCGUAAAUCCUUCAAUUGAAAUUAACACAUACUUAUUGGCCAAGUAUCCGAUGCUUCGCGUAGCCAUUUCCCAUGAUGAAGAUUGGAUGAAUAUCAUGGGCGAAUACGACGAUAAUCAGGAUGUCACCGACAACGAACUAUGGUGCAGAAUUAGGGAUCACCCCCAAAUACAGUCAUUGCUGGAGUUUAGGAAAGUGUUUGCCAGUGACGAUGUAGAUGGCGGGCACCACAGGGAAGUCGAAUUUCUUUCCAGCUCCUUGCCUGUUGAGCGUUCACCGUCGAAUACACCCUCUCGCGAACACUUGCUGCAAGUGCAGGCGCGCAUUUCCCAGGACCACACAAGUAUUUUUGUCAAUGGAAUAUCAUCUGUGUUUGCAUUAUCACACAUGUCACCACCUGCAGCAUAUAACAGCCCACUGCCUUCAACAUCACCUCGUGCAGGCAAUUCUGUCUCGCCUGUGCCCUCGCCGCCGCCUCUCCCAUACGACUCCCCUAGCUCUCAGCUCGGGAAAGUGACAUACACUCACAGGGAGCAGGCUCGUUUUUUCCGGGAGGCGGUGACUAUUGGGCGGUCUCCUGCUGGAUACCCAUUUGUUCCACAAAUCAUGUACAAACCUCAUACCAGCAGCGACCGCCAUCGAUAUGUGGAGGAGGUUAAUCUGGAUCCGCCAAUAUAUUUUUGGGUUCAGGAUCCGUCAGAAUGCGGUUUGGCAUUGCCUGACGCCUUGCAUUCACGGGUCAGGCGCCUAAUUGAUCGUGACGAACCAAUGUUCAAGGACCGAGGACCAAGCAUUUCUGUGAGAAUCGAAUGGCCUGGGUACCUUCCGUGGAGUCGACAGAUCCCAGCAAGAGAUUUUAGAACACCGCCGUGUCCUAUCACCCGCUCUAAAUUGGCUAAGAAUGUAGCAAAAUGUGUGCAGCGAUUUAUUCAGGAACGACAAGCCGUACCAAUGGAAGACGACUCAAUCCCUGACUGGCGAGUUGGUACACAACCGAAUACAAUACGAGUCGAGGAUCUUGUUCUUGUUAGCUUGCAUCAUGUGUCCAUGGGAUCUUGGCAGCCUCAUCUUAGACUUCGUCGGCCACUGCUGCAGCCGCAAUGGUCCAUCUAACUAUAUUGCUUCGGUUCAAUAUAUAUUACUCGGCUCCACACUGAAUCAGUCUUCCACUGUCAAUCUACUAUUCAAAACACAGAUUCAUAUUCAACAUGUUACACAUACGGUACCAAGUCUGAUGGCAGGUCCUAUUCAAGAUUUGCGAAGCCCUCAAGAGUCGAAAACUAUUCAUCGUACGGUUGUAACUAU